GGUCCCCGGCCACAACAGGCUUCUCCUCCUCCUUGCGGGGGCCCUGGUGGUCCAGGCGGUGUUCCAGGGGACGCACUUGGUGCAGCAGGGGCGGGCGUGGGCGCAGCGGGCGUGGUGGUGGGCGUGGGCGGUGCUGCAGGCGUGGGCGGCUGCUGCUCAGGCCCUGGUCACAGCAAGCGGCGGCGUCAAGCUCCCGGGGUUGGCGCGGUUGGUGGGGCCAGUCCAGAGCGUGAGGAGGUCGGCGCAGGCUACAACAGUGAGGACGAGUAUGAAGCGGCUGCAGCCCGUAUCGAGGCUAUGGACCCUGCCACCGUUGAGCAGCAGGAGCACUGGUUUGAAAAGGCUCUACGAGACAAGAAGGGCUUCAUCAUCAAGCAGAUGAAGGAGGACGGUGCCUGUCUUUUCCGGGCUGUAGCUGACCAGGUGUAUGGAGACCAGGACAUGCAUGAGGUUGUGCGAAAGCACUGCAUGGACUAUCUGAUGAAGAAUGCCGACUACUUCUCCAACUAUGUCACAGAGGACUUCACCACCUACAUCAACCGGAAGCGGAAAAACAACUGCCAUGGCAACCACAUUGAGAUGCAGGCUAUGGCAGAGAUGUACAACCGUCCCGUGGAGGUGUACCAGUACAGCACAGAACCUAUCAACACAUUCCAUGGGAUCCAUCAAAACGAGGAUGAACCUAUCCGUGUCAGCUACCAUAGGAAUAUCCACUAUAAUUCAGUGGUGAAUCCUAACAAGGCCACCAUUGGUGUAGGGCUGGGCCUGCCAUCAUUUAAACCAGGGUAUGCAGAGCAGUCCCUGAUGAAGAAUGCCAUAAAGACAUCUGAGGAGUCAUGGAUAGAACAGCAGAUGCUGGAAGACAAGAAACGGGCCACAGACUGGGAGGCCACGAAUGAAGCCAUUGAAGAACAGGUGGCUCGGGAGUCCUAUCUACAGUGGCUACGGGACCAGGAGAAACAGGCUCGCCAGGUUCGUGGCUCCAGCCAGUCCCGGAAAGCCAGUGCCACAUGCAGUUCGGCCACAGCAGCAGCCUCCAGUGGCCUGGAGGAGUGGUCCAGCCGAUCCCCACGGCAGCGGAGUUCAGCCUCGUCCCCGGAGCACCCUGAGCUGCAUGCCGAGUUGGGCAUCAAGCCCCCUUCCCCAGGCACUGUCUUAGCUCUUGCCAAACCUCCUUCGCCCUGUGCACCAGGUACAAGCAGUCAGUUCUCGGCAGGGGCCGACCGGGCUACUUCCCCCCUCGUGUCCCUCUAUCCUGCUCUGGAGUGCCGGGCCCUCAUUCAGCAGAUGUCCCCCUCUGCCUUUGGUCUGAAUGACUGGGAUGAUGAUGAGAUCCUAGCAUCGGUGCUAGCAGUGUCCCAACAGGAAUACCUAGACAGUAUGAAGAAAAACAAAGUGCACAGAGACAUGCCCCCAGACAAGAGUUGAUGGAGACCCAGGGACUGGACACCAUCUCCCAGCCCCCACCACUCCUGCCCUCCGGCGCCACCCCACCUUCUUUGGCUUUCUCUCUCCUCUUGCCUCCUUCCCCAUUUUCCCUCUCCCUUCUUUCCCCCUCCUCCCCACUUCCCUCUGGCUGGCCCAUCCCUGUGCUCCCUCUCAUCGCUGCUGCUGCCACCAUCACCUGUCUCUCUGCCAGCUGACGUGCCCUGUUGCCCCCGCACAGCACCAUCCCUGCAUUCCACAGGGGACUCGGGCAAGGGUGUCGGAGGUAGGCGAGAGGCACCCAGAGACAAACCAACUGGCAGCCAGGAGCCCCAGAGGAGAGAGACAUUCAGACAGAGGAAAGUCCCCUGCCCCUCAUUCCUUUCAAGAUCAGAAAACUUGUCACCGCUCCCCCCCAAGUGAUGCCAGGGAGGUGGGAGGAAGAAGUGGGACAUUUCCCUUCCCAGUUCCCCAAGAAUGUCUGAGCCUUCAAUGUUGAAUUUUUCUUUAUUAAAAUGUACUUUUAUCUUAUAAAAUCAACCAAUCAAAAAUGACAGACAACAGCAUUGGCUCUGUGAAGGCGGCAUCUCUCUGGUUUGGGGCAGACAGGCCAUGGGGCAUGGAGGGGGCACAAAGAUGUGGGUUGUUGUCUUCUGGCUUCCAGCUACAUGGAUUGGGGCAGAGGGCCUAAGGUGUGAGCUGGUGGAGAUGUCAGGUGUCAGACCAGCUUUGGACAAUGAGACCCUGACCUUGCUGCAUUCCUUUUGCUUCCACCACCACCACUAGCCUCUUUGGAAUCUUGGGAUGGGAGGCAUCUUAAGGGAUCAUGGCCGCCACCCAGGAUUUGAGCAUAGAGUGUGGGAGCAGCCUCGGCAGAUGGGGCACUCGUGCCCUGCAGGUGUUGACAAGAUCCGCCAUCUGUAAUGUCCUUGGCACAAUAAAACCAAAUGUCAGUUUCCCUGA
Tupaia belangeri chinensis (Chinese tree shrew) is the source of this 2388-nucleotide messenger RNA. RefSeq names its product OTU deubiquitinase 5 (gene OTUD5). Gene Ontology annotation, biological process: protein deubiquitination. Gene Ontology annotation, molecular function: cysteine-type deubiquitinase activity; K63-linked deubiquitinase activity. The record is from RefSeq and is a predicted model, not a curated record. NCBI's taxonomy places the organism in Eukaryota, Metazoa, Chordata, Mammalia, Scandentia, Tupaiidae.